Elgaria multicarinata webbii is the source of this 1482-nucleotide messenger RNA. Its product is annotated as acrosin-like. Gene Ontology annotation, molecular function: serine-type endopeptidase activity. NCBI's taxonomy places the organism in Eukaryota, Metazoa, Chordata, Lepidosauria, Squamata, Anguidae. The coding region runs from base 1 to 1467 and encodes 488 amino acids. The record is from RefSeq and is a predicted model, not a curated record. The transcript has 5 exons. Gene Ontology annotation, biological process: acrosome reaction; proteolysis.
AUGAAGUGGCUGCCGCUUCCUAUUUUGGUCCUUCCCCUGUUCUGGCCCACCCAUGCCGAAGACAACGGAUGCGAUGGCAUCUGCGGGAGGCGUCCCCUGGCGCCCAGCCAUGGUGGUACGAUGCGGAUUAUUGGAGGCACGGAUUCUUUGCCGGGGACGUGGCCUUGGCUCGUCAGCAUCCAGCUACCAUCUGACCAUGGGUACAUGCAUAGCUGUGGAGGUUCCCUCAUCAGCUCUCGUUGGGUUGUCACUGCAGCUCACUGCUUCUUAAAUAAAAGGUUUCUAGAACAUUGGAAGCUGGUGAUUGGGGCUACCCAGCUCUCCCAGCAGGGGCCCGAUGCCCAGGAGCGCACCAUCAAGAAUCUGGUGGAGCACGAGCACUACAACCGCCACAACCACUUAAACGACAUCGCCCUGAUGGAGCUGAGCCAUCCCGUUAACUGCAGCGAUUACAUCCAGCCCGCCUGCUUGCCCAGCAAGGAAGUGGAGGUUUCGUCACUGACUCACUGCUACGUCAGUGGCUGGGGAGUGACAGAUUUGACAAAGCCAAUGCAGACGUCCGACAUCCAGCAGGAGGCCAAGGUGAACCUCAUCCCCUUGGACACAUGUAACAGCAGCGGAUGGUACAGCGGUAAAAUCCAUUACAACAAUAUCUGUGCCGGACAUGAGCAAGGAGGCAUUGACAGCUGCCAGGGCGACAGCGGCGGCCCCCUCAUGUGCAGGGAAGCGAGGUCGGAGCGCUUCUGGGUUGUCGGCGCCACCAGCUGGGGCUCCGGCUGUGCCAGAGCCCGGAGGCCCGGAAUCUACUCUUCGACGCAACACUUCCUUGAGUGGAUCAAAGGGGUUACCAAGGAGGAGUUCUUCACGCCCAUUCGCCCCAAACCUGCAAGGCCGACGCCAAAGCCGAUACCAAAGCCGACGGCGAAACCGUGGCAGCCCCAUAUACACCUGCAGGUGACGGGCUGGCAGCUUCCUUGGUCCAAACCGACUAGGCCAAUCCCAACACAGCCGCCUCCCGUGUGGCAGCCGGCCGUCUACCCAACCGCAGCCCCGCAGUUUGUGGACUGGUACAACACGCCCCCCACGCCCACAGCACCUCCUUUCUUGACAACCCCUCCCACUUGGCCACAGCCAGUGCAGCAACCGCUGUGGAGCUCCCCGUAUGUGAACACUCAGUGGUGGGCGACUCCUGCGAUAACAAGGCCCCCGCCUCCGCCUCCGCCUCCGCCAGCACUGACUGUACAGCAGUACCAGACGUUGAGCAAGUGGGGGCUGACUAGACCUACCCCCAGAACGAGGUACCCAGGUCCAUCAUAUGUGGGACAGCAGUACCAGAACUGGAACCUUGGGUUGACCAGGCCGCCCCCAAGAACAAGGCCACCACCACUAAUAACGCAGAAGUGGUACAGGCCCACUGCGCAAGGGGGUUACUAUUGGGGCCCAAAGUGGUCCAAGGCCCGCAACUAGCCCAAACAACUUUAG